Lampris incognitus (smalleye Pacific opah) is the source of this 959-nucleotide messenger RNA. RefSeq names its product glutamyl-tRNA amidotransferase subunit C (gene gatc). The transcript is spliced from 5 exons. The record is from RefSeq and is a predicted model, not a curated record. Gene Ontology annotation, cellular component: glutamyl-tRNA(Gln) amidotransferase complex; mitochondrion. Bases 96 to 665 code for a protein of 189 amino acids. NCBI's taxonomy places the organism in Eukaryota, Metazoa, Chordata, Actinopteri, Lampriformes, Lampridae. Gene Ontology annotation, biological process: mitochondrial translation; regulation of translational fidelity; glutaminyl-tRNAGln biosynthesis via transamidation. Gene Ontology annotation, molecular function: glutaminyl-tRNA synthase (glutamine-hydrolyzing) activity.
GUUUCCUUCCUUCCUCGCUGUCUGGUGAACCAGUCACGGAAAAAUACACGCAAUUAAUGUCAUAGAUCAUAGUAAACUAGCUGGUUUUGUGGAAAAUGGUUGCAGUUGCCAUGUGUUCUGCACGCAUACUGAACGGCGUGCCGCUGAAUUUUAUAAGGUGUUCAUUUCGCUCGUCCAAAACCGCUGAAGUUUCAGUUGCGAAUAUGGAAAACCGUUUCAUACAGACGCACGCUGUCGGUGUAAGACGUCCGUACAGUACUAAAUCACACAAUCUCAAGGUACCAAGUGCUGCAACAUGGAAACCGGUAGUGGAGAACCAGCUUCCCCCGCCUACUCAUGUGCCUGCUGACCUGGUCGACAAAUUGGAGAGACUGGCUUUAGUUGAUUUCCGCACAAAAGAGGGACUGGCCUGUUUGGAGAGUGCUAUAAGAUUUGCCGAUCAGCUUCAUGUCGUUGACACAAGUGGGGUCAAACCAAUGGAUUCAGUUCUGGAGGAAAGGGCACUAUACCUAAGGGGUGAUACAGUGACAGAAGGGGACUGCGCAGAAGAACUGCUCCAGCUCCCCAAAAGCUCUGUUGAGGAGUACUUUGUGGCUCCCCCGGGAAACAUUCCACUUCCGCAUAGGGAGGAGAGAGCUGCCAUGCUCAAACACUCAGAGUUUUGAACUAGUUCUUGAUAUUUAUUUAUUGCAUGUUAUUAUAUGGUAUUUGUUUGUACAUUAGAUGUAAUUAUCAAAAGAUAUUUGUUCCGGUGCCUUUCAACAUUAUGUUGUCACUGUCAAAUUCUGCUGUUUCAUCUUGUGCGACCAUCCUGCUUUGCAUUACUAGAGAUGCACUUUGUUAAUGUUGCUCAAUAAAUGUUGUGUCAGAUUGUAAUUGUCGCUGUCAAGAUUGGUGGAAAUACUUGCUCUUUCAUAAGUUCUCCAGUAGCUAAAGGAUUCCAGAUAAUAAACGUUUUC